AUGCCCUCCUCCAACAAUGUCACCGACUCCGACAGACCACCGUCCCCGCCUCGCUCCUUCGAUCCCUUGACGACAGAUCCAGAGUCCGGUGUCGAGCUGUCCACUCUAGAGUCGGACGCCAGCAUGCACCAUGCUCCGCGCACGGCAAACCGGCGAGGAACGCCCCUGGACCGACGUGCUCCCCACCAGGUCGCUGAGAAGGGGCAUGUCUCGCCCGCGGUUGCCGGAAGCUCAGCCGCGCAUAUGCAAGCGCAACCUUACAGCGGACCCUCCAACCUCUCCUCGCCAACAGCCGAGUACACGAGCACGAGCGGAGACACCUACUACGACGACGAGUACGGCGACUGGAAGCAUCGAUGGCGGAGCUACCACCCGAACACGGAGGAUCAGACGUCGUUUCUGAAGCGACCGCGGCGGGGCACGCGGUCCCGUGCGGGCGGCGGUGGCUACCUGCCAUACUACAGGAAACGACGCGGGCCGGCGUCCGGCGGCUGGAUCCUGCGACGCUGCUUAGGUUGCAUCCGGUACCGAUGGGCGCGGUCGCUUGUUCUGAUUCUGCUCGGGGCGCUCGUCGCUCUCACGGCGCUCUGGCAGUUCUCGAAGCACUAUGAAGUGCAGCUCGAGUUCUCGGUCUUCUCGCGCGACUGGGUGCGACAGGAGGUUGAGUCGAUCCGGCCGCUGAAGGGCUGCUGGGAGCCCCAGAACAUCUCCCCAGAGUACAACAUGACACAGCACGAGGCGCCGCGGCACCAGCUGCUCACCCCUGGUAUCAACCUGCGCUACGAACUUGCGUGCUACGACUUUGCGUCGACGGUCCAGCCGAUCGCCGAGGUACCGGCGCGCGACACGAUCUUCCACACGUACUGGCGAUCCGACCUGGCUCCGUUCGACGACCGACAGGCAGCAACGCUGUACGCCUUCCUCGCGACGCAAAACCUCGCCGUUUCCAAGCUCAUCCUCUGGACGAACGGCAAGGAGCAGCUUAUGGGCAGUGCACGCCUGCGCGAACUCGUACAGGACUGGCCCAACCAUAUCGAGGUGCGCCAAUUCGAGCCCGCUGUCCUCACGGAGGGUACGGAGGUCGAAGGCGUUCUGAACCAGAUGGGCGGCAUUUUUGACCGCCGCGCGUGGGUCGAUGGAGACGUCGUCCGCCUCCUCGCGCUGUACCAGUACGGGGGCGUGUGGAUCGACAUGGACAUGAUCCUCACCCGCGACGUCCAGCCGCUCCUCGAGAGCGAGUGGGUCAUGAAGUGGGAUUGCUAUGUUCUUCCAGCUGAACGGCGCGGUCAUGCACUUCGAGAAGCACUCGCCGUACCUCUGCGAGACGUUCCACGUGAUGAAGACGUCUCCCCUCCCGCGUCCCGACUCGUUCGACUGGGGCUCGCACCUAUACUCGAAGGUGCACCGGCGCCUGCUCGCAGCGAACAUCACCCCCUUCCAGGUGCUGCCGUGUCCGACCCGGCCAAGUGGGCCGGACGCGCAUGGGACGGCAUUGGUGACUUUGGCCGGAGCGGGCGCGAGAUCUUCGAGGAGAAGCUCGGCUUCGUCUUCGGCAUCCAUCUGCACAACCAGUGGCAGAAGCCGUUCCCGAAGGGAGCCUGGAUGGACCGUCUCACGAUCCAGCACCGCGACAAGGUCCAGCGCCUCAAGGACAGCAUGCCCAGCGUCGGCGCGGGCAGCGUCAAGAAGCAGCACGCCCACGCCCACGCAACGCACAACACGAACACGCACACUCGCUCAGAAUAG
Trichosporon asahii var. asahii CBS 2479 is the source of this 1746-nucleotide messenger RNA. RefSeq lists its product as uncharacterized. The transcript has 3 exons. Lineage: Eukaryota; Fungi; Basidiomycota; Tremellomycetes; Trichosporonales; Trichosporonaceae. The coding region runs from base 1 to 1746 and encodes 581 amino acids. The record is from RefSeq and is a predicted model, not a curated record.